Labeo rohita (rohu) is the source of this 5135-nucleotide messenger RNA. It is a transcript of the gene grik1b, whose product is annotated as glutamate receptor, ionotropic, kainate 1b. The transcript has 16 exons. Gene Ontology annotation, cellular component: plasma membrane; postsynaptic membrane; kainate selective glutamate receptor complex. Gene Ontology annotation, biological process: modulation of chemical synaptic transmission; synaptic transmission, glutamatergic; monoatomic ion transport. Lineage: Eukaryota; Metazoa; Chordata; Actinopteri; Cypriniformes; Cyprinidae. The record is from RefSeq and is a predicted model, not a curated record. The coding region runs from base 632 to 3325 and encodes 897 amino acids. Gene Ontology annotation, molecular function: kainate selective glutamate receptor activity; transmitter-gated monoatomic ion channel activity involved in regulation of postsynaptic membrane potential.
CAGAAAUAUAAAAGUAGUAUGUUCUUGCGAAACCAGCCGCUGAGGAAUCUGAUUCAGAUCAUUGGAAUGAAUCAAAUCUCCACCAUUACUUCACACACAAACUUCUCACAGACGUCUCCGCGCACUUCUCUCCUGACCUGUACAUUUUCGUUGACUUUUUUUAAAGGUAUGAUAAGAAGGUUUUUUUUUUUAUUAAAAGUAGGUCAAACUGCUGUUGAGUAAGGUGUCUUCCAGUUGGGUGAAAUCACAGACAGCGAGUGACGGAUAAACGGGUAUUUAAUCCGCUGGCAGAUGUGCGUUUCCAUCAGAGCUCCGGCACAAGAUUUAAUCAUUUCCUCGGUGUACCAAAGAGCAAAGACGUUGUCGAGGUCGACUGCUGCCAGAUUUGAAGUUAAUCUUCACAACGGAUCCAUGUUUGCGGAUCAGAGAGUCGCCUGUGCCCUCAAUUGAGCCCGGGAGUCGUUGGGAGUCGUUCUCCGCGCUCUCGGUCCCUGAUUGUCGGCACCGCUAUGUCCUGAACGCACCGCGGGAGGGAUGCUCAUUCACGGUGACUUAUUCUGGAAAGUGAUGCCCAGUUAGCACCUAUGGAUGUGAGGAUGGGUGACUCCCACCAGUACGAGUGAGUGGAAAGAUGCUGCUCGGAUGGAAAUUGUUCCUGUAUGGAUACAAAAAGAAGAAGGAUAUGGAUGUUGAAUGUUCCUCCUGCAGGUGCACCAUGCUGAAGGGGACAGGUGUGAGCUUCUUCCUGCUGUGUCUGAUGGCAGAGGUCAGUCUCAGCGCGCAGCAGGUCUUGAGAAUCGGUGGGAUUUUUGAGACACUUGAGAAUGAACCGAUUAGUGUGGAGGAACUUGCCUUCAAAUUCGCUGUAACCAACAUUAACAGAAACAGGACUUUAAUGCCCAACACCACCCUCACCUACGACAUCCAGAGAAUCAACCUGUUCGACAGCUUCGAGGCCUCCAGACGAGCCUGUGAUCAGCUGGCUCUCGGUGUGGCUGCUGUGUUCGGCCCGUCCCACAGUUCUUCAGUGAGUGCGGUCCAGUCCAUCUGUAACGCGCUGGAGGUUCCACACAUCCAGACCCGCUGGAAACACCCAUCUGUGGACAACAAAGACAGUUUCUACAUCAACCUGUACCCAGAUUACGCCUCCAUCAGCCGCGCCGUGCUCGACAUCGUGCAGUUUUACAAGUGGAAAGCCGUGACGGUGGUGUAUGAGGACGCAACAGGGCUAAUUCGUCUUCAGGAGUUGAUCAAGGCUCCGUCGCGCUACAGCAUCAAGAUUAAAAUCCGACAGUUACCAACAGGAAGUAAAGACGCAAGGCCGCUUCUUAAAGAGAUGAAGAAGGGGAAAGAGUUUUGUGUCAUCUUUGACUGCUCGUACCAGACCGCAGCAGAUGUCCUUAAACAGCUGUUGUCUAUGGGCAUGAUGACAGAAUACUACCAUUUCUUCUUUACCACUCUGGAUCUGUUUGCGCUGGACCUGGAGCCGUACCGAUACAGUGGGGUGAACAUGACGGGUUUUCGUCUGCUUAACAUCGACAACCCUCAUGUGGCGUCAGUGGUGGAGAAAUGGUCCAUGGAGCGACUGCAGGCUCCACCCAAACCUGAGACCGGCCUGCUGGAUGGAAUGAUGACAACUGAAGCAGCGCUGAUGUAUGACGCCGUGUAUAUGGUCGCAGCCGCAUCCCAGCGAGCAGCUCAGAUCACCGUCAGCUCACUGCAGUGUCACCGGCACAAACCCUGGCGCUUCGGUUCGCGAUUCAUCAGCAUGUUCAAAGAGGCUCAGUGGAACGGACUGACCGGACAGAUUAUCAUAAAUAAGACGGACGGCCUGAGGAAAGACUUCGACCUCGACAUCAUCAGUCUGAAAGAGGACGGGAUGGAAAAGCAGUUUAUGGAAAGUGGUCGUUUUAACAAAGUAUGGAAGAAGAUUGGUGUGUGGAACUCAAACAACGGCCUUAACCUGACAGACAGCAAUAAAGACAAAAACACCAACGUAACCGACUCCAUGGCCAACCGCACACUCAUCGUCACCACAAUUCUGGAAAACCCAUAUGUGAUGUACAAGAAGUCAGAUAAGCCGCUAUAUGGGAAUGAUCGGUUUGAAGGAUACUGUUUGGAUCUCCUAAAGGAGUUGUCCAACAUCCUAGGCUUUUCCUAUGAAGUCAAACUGGUGUCUGAUGGGAAAUACGGAGCUCAGAAUGACAAAGGAGAAUGGAACGGCAUGGUCAGAGAGCUGAUCGAUCACGUGGCAGAUCUGGCCGUGGCGCCACUCACCAUCACUUACGUCCGAGAGAAAGUCAUUGAUUUUUCCAAGCCCUUCAUGACUCUGGGAAUCUCCAUCCUCUACCACAAACCCAAUGGCACCAAUCCAGGUGUCUUCUCCUUCCUGAACCCACUCUCUCCGGACAUCUGGAUGUACGUGCUGCUGGCCUGCCUCGGGGUCAGCUGUGUGCUAUUCGUCAUUGCCAGGUUUACCCCGUAUGAAUGGUACAACCCUCAUCCCUGCAACCCUGAUUCAGAUGUUGUUGAGAACAACUUCACCUUAAUCAACAGCGUUUGGUUUGGUGUUGGAGCUCUUAUGCAGCAAGGAUCGGAGUUGAUGCCCAAGGCUUUGUCCACCAGGAUUGUUGGAGGUAUCUGGUGGUUCUUUACCCUCAUCAUCAUCUCAUCCUACACGGCCAACCUGGCUGCCUUCCUCACCGUGGAGCGAAUGGAUUCGCCCAUAGACUCGGCCGAUGAUCUGGCCAAACAGACCAAGAUUGAAUACGGCGCCGUGAGGGAUGGAUCCACUAUGACUUUCUUUAAGAAAUCAAAGAUCUCCACCUAUGAGAAGAUGUGGGCGUUCAUGAGCAGCCGGAAGAACACAGCGUUGGUAAAGAACAACAGAGAAGGAAUCCAGCGUGUUUUGACCACAGAUUACGCUCUUCUGAUGGAGUCCACCAGCAUCGAGUACAUCAGUCAGAGAAACUGCAACCUCACGCAGAUCGGAGGCCUCAUCGACUCAAAGGGCUACGGAGUCGGCACUCCUAUUGGUUCCCCGUAUCGUGACAAGGUGACUAUCGCCAUCCUGCAAUUACAGGAGGAAGGGAAACUGCACAUGAUGAAGGAGAAGUGGUGGCGAGGAAAUGGCUGUCCUGAGGAGGACAGUAAAGAGGCCAGCGCUUUGGGCGUGGAGAACAUCGGAGGAAUCUUUAUCGUUCUGGCAGCCGGACUCGUCCUGUCCGUGUUCGUGGCCAUCGGUGAGUUUAUCUAUAAGUCCAGGAAGAACCUGGACAUUGAGGAGGUGAGCGUGGGACAGUGUGAAUGGCACAAUAAAUACUGAUCGCGCUCCUGGACAACGCAGGACUUCAGAGGACGUCAGUGGGAGUUUUACAAUGUACUUUUGCUCCUCGACCUUCUUAAAUCCAAACAUACACUGACUAAACAUUACUUAUAUGAUGUCAGCUGUAUGAGAAUUGGUGGCGACGUUGGACAACAUUUCAACUUUUUUUUUAAACAUUUUUCAUUUUCAGAUGGACAAACGAUAAGAUGAAAGGCAUUUGUCAGUGGGAUAUAAAUAAAGACAAGAGUGCAAGUUCAACUAUAACGCCAGUUAUUGUAUUGUAGAGUAGUUCACAUCCAUGUAUUUAGAUUUAAAAGACUUGAACGUUUUAUUCUUUACAGACAUAUUCCUUCUUAAUCUAAUUUAUGAUAAGACAUGUCUGUGGGGUCUAUAAUAGGUAAUGUGUGUAAUUUUUCCAUGUUAAAAUGAGUCAGUUAUACGUCAUUCAUUCAUAGGUUGAUUUUCCCGAAGAGUACAGACAACGUUAUUCUGUUUUUAUUUUCCUUUUAUACAUUUUUACUUCAAGUGAAUUACAAUUUGUGGAAAUUCAAAUGGUUUUCAGGUUUAAAAAAAAAAAGAUAUGUAUUUGGUAAAUCUCAAAAUUGGAAAAAAAAUAUAUUUUUACUCAAAUAUCUCAUGUGGAUUUAUGUUCCCAUCUGGCUGCUUUUAUCCAAAGCAUAUUAAUCUUCUGUUCCUCAAAAUGAAGCGGUUUUUCAAUACUGCGAGUAAUGAUGAUUCUUUUAUUUUUAUUAGUGCUGGGCAACGAUUAAUCGCAAUUAAUCGCAUCCAAAAUCACAUUUUUGGUGUACAUAAUAUAUGUGUGUACAGUCUAUAUUUAUUAUGUAUAUAUAAAUACACACACAUGCAUGUAUUUAUUUAAGAAAAAUGUUAUGUUCCCCUUCAGGAACUCGAGCUGCGUCGAAACACUAGGGGAACGCCCCUAGCGUUUCGACGCAGCGUCUCGUUCCCUCGGGGAACAGGGGUUACAUACGUAACCUGGGACGUUCAUAUAUUAAGUAUAUUAUUAUGAAUAUAAAUAUAUACAUUCAAAAUAUAUAGUGUAUGUGUGUGUCUUUAUAUGUACUUAAUAAAUAUGCAUAGUACACAAAUACUGUAUUAUAUAAACAAAAACUUUGAUUUUGGAUGUGAUUAAUUGUGAUUAAACGUUGUCUGGCAGUAGUUAUUUUAAGCAACAUAACUCUGUUUUAACAUGCUUGAAAUAUCAAAUGGUAGAUGGGAAACCUGUUUGGAAACAAUCAUUUAUAAUGAUUCACAAUCACUUUUGCAUUUCCAGUUGAUGAUGCAAAAAUUACAUACUUCACCUUUGAAGACUCAUUCUGACUGUCUUAGCCUUUCUCUUACAAAAUGACUUAUUUUAUUUAAUGACUGUUGGUAACAUUUGUCUUAAAACUGUGUUAUACGAACCCUUUUUUAAUGUCAAAACAAGCAAACAUGUCUAUAAUGCAGAUUUAACAUGCAGAACCAGCAUCAGACAAGUCCUAAUCAGACGUGAAGCGUUAAGUCAUUUUCCUGUCCUCGUUAAAAUUAAAUAUGCAGAGCGAAGUGACAAAAUCAUUGCUGAACAAAGCAUAUGUGAUGUUUCAUAUGCAAUGUGAUAUAGCGCAACACUGCUGAUUAGGACAAAACCUUAAACGGCUGGUUACAUUUUAUUCGAUCUACAAGUCCAAGACUUUGUCUUCAUUUUUUCAUCAUUUCUGCUUUUAUAUUGUUUGACACUUAUGAAAAUGCAUAUAAAUAUUUUAUGACUGAAAUCAUUUCUUUAUGAGCACAAUACAUGUGUUUUCCUUGG